Molecule: messenger RNA, 1530 nt
Organism: Zophobas morio
Lineage: Eukaryota; Metazoa; Arthropoda; Insecta; Coleoptera; Tenebrionidae
Exons: 5
Coding region: 344-1333 (329 amino acids)
Cellular component (GO): membrane
Source: RefSeq, a predicted model, not a curated record
CAGGCUUUCUUCUAUAAAAACAUUUCCUCGUUACCGGUUGUCCAGUUUUACGUAAAAAUAUCAGAUCUACAACACUACGUAACAUUCACCGUUUAUUUUGACUACCUGCAAAAAAAUAGGUCAAAAGAGAUUUCAAAUGUUGAACUUCGCAUUUACUAAGCAAGGUCAGUCGUAUAGGUUCUUUGAACGUGUCGGACGAUCCAGUCUUCGGUCUAGCAACCGGACUUUUUACGCCAGCUUUCCGUUAUAUCGUCUAAUUAAAAGCAACGCAUAAAAUUUUGUGAAGGUUUCUUGUGUUUAUCCAGCCAGAUUUGUUUCAACAGAGCCAAAGAAAUUAGUGAAGAUGGAUGUGCAACUAAAAUUACUGUACGAAAAUCCGGUGUUUCGAAGUUAUUUGUUUUACACCGCAAUUCUAACCAUUAAAAUGAUGUUUAUGUCACUGUUGACGAUUAGGCAAAGAGUCAUGAACAACUCAUUCGUUAGUGAAGAAGAUGCAAUGUAUUUAAAGGGAAUGGUUUCUAGAACGAAUGAACACGUAGAAAGAGUGCGUAGAGGUCAUCGGAAUGACAUGGAAAACAUAUACUUGUUUUUUGUGAUUGCCUUUGCCUAUAUUUGGACAGAUCCAAAUCCAUUUUUGGCGAAUUUCCUGUUUUUUGCUUUUACUGUAGCAAGAAUUGUCCACACGUGUGUGUACACUGUUGUCAUUAUGCCUCAACCAAUCAGAGGACGAGCUUGGCUUGUGGGCUUCUUUGUUACUGGAUAUAUGGCUGUUAGAACAUUACUCCACUUUUGUGUGAAAGUUUCCUCUAGUUAUCUACACCUAUCAGUUUACUUAAAUAGUAUGGUGAACACAACGGGUUCUGUAAAACCUGUAGAAAAUUUUAUACUAACUCUAAGUAACCCAGCAUUUGGCGUAUAUUUAUUAUGCGCCUGUUUAUUAGUUCUAAAAAUGAUGGGAGUGACUUUGUUGACCAUUUACAACAGAUUUAGACACAAGGCUUUUAUAUGUCCUGAGGAUGCCAAAUGGUUACGAGGUCAGGUCGUUGUUAAUGAUACCGUCGAAAGAAUACGAAGGGCACACCAAAAUGAUCUGGAAAAUAUUCCGAUCUUCCUGGCUGCUGGUUUUGCCUACCUUUGGACUCAUCCUUACGUAUGGUUGGCUUCGAUUUUAUAUAUCGGUUUUACGAUUCUCAGAGUCCUUCACACAAUUGUUUAUGCUUUGAUCAUUCUUCCUCAACCCACAAGGGCUAUGUUGUGGCUUGGAGGAUUUUUGAUAACUGGAUACAUGGCUAUACAUAGUGCUAUAUAUGUGUUUAUUUAUUUAGUGACGUGAAUAUUGUAAAUGGACGAUGUGUUUUUAUCUUCUUAAGUGAAAUUUAACUUUGUUUAAAUGUGUGUGUAAUUAAAUAAUCAUAUUCGUUAAUACUUGUUAGCGUGGUCUAUGAGGUACUGUAUAUAUUAUUCUGUUGUAUUGUUUAUAAUAUUACAUGUAAUAUUUAAAUGGCGCUUUUUCCUACUUUAUAGUAAAUA